UUUCUGGCUUUUUUUUUUUUUUUUUUUUUUUUUUUUUUUUUUUUUUUUUUUUUUUUUUUUUACCUUGUUUGCUUUUUUACUUGUUAGCUUGUUCUGGAGACAGGGAGAAGAACGUGCUCAGUAAACAGAUGAAGAUGUGACAGUAUCUUUAAAAAAUACCGAACAUGGAAAAGCCCUCACAGAGUAGAAAGAUGACGGAGUCAGGUGACUCACUGUCUUUCACUUUACCAAACCCAUACGUUUCUGAGCAAAUGACUAGAGGCAGUCAGGUCAGAGCCCAAAGAUGACAAGGAGAGAAGCAGGAGACACAGUGAUGAGUCAAAGCUUCAAUGCCCGUCUUAGUGUUGGAGAGCACAGAGAUGAGUUUCUACAGAGAAACAGAUCAACAACCAAGGCAACAAAAUUCAGCAGAGAACAAAGAGCAGUGGUCAGAAACACCACAAGCACACAGAAAACAGGUUCUGGAGUUGCAAGACCUGCAGGAACUUCAAAACCAGCAUUGGACAACUGGAUCCCAUUUGAAGUGAAUAUGUCAGAUUUCCCACAACUGUCAGAUGUUCCCGUUCCUUGUGCUUCAACAACGCCAAUUCUUGAUCAGAAAGAGUACUCCGGGAAGUCUAUGAGGAGAUCACAAACACCUCCCGGUAAAUCGCCAAACAACUCUAAGACACACCCACCUGAAAUCUUACCAGGUCAGACAAUAGUGAGCUCAUGGGCCAAUGUUGCCUCUCAGCCUCCGAAGAAACCUGUUUCUCAGGAGAAGACAGUGAGCAGCACUUUCCAGAAGCAUGGAGAAAAGCAGCAACAUUUUCAAAAGGAAGAUACAACUGUGACACAGGAAAAUGCCACUGCAGGAAAGAAAAAGCGGAGAAAAAAGAAGAAAAAGAACAAAAUGGCUGUUGAUGAAGAAGAAGAAGAAUCAGAUAUUGUAGUCAUCCACCAGAAGCCUCCCAAGUUUGAGGAUGAAGAGGAGUUUCCAGGUUUAGGUCCUGUUGUACAAAGAAGCGCUGCUGCAAAAGAAAACCAUAUGGCAGGAAAACAGCUUGAGCAGAGCAAAGACAGAUCUUCAGUUUCUUUGGAGAUUGUUAAAAAAGCACAGAAAACAGAGAAGGUCAGUGGUAAAAAAAGUAAAGUUCCUGUUCAGCUGGACAUUGGGAACAUGCUGGAGGUUCUGGAGAAAAAGCAGCAGCAGUCGCACAAAGACAAACCUGUUGUUCUGUCGGUUGGUGGAGGACUUCCUGUUGUCCACAAGGCAUCAAUGACACAGAAAAAGCCAGAAAAGUUUGCACACAAUCCACUGGACUCGACCAGUCCACUGGUAAAGAAAGGAAAACAGAGAGAGGUGCCCAAACCCAAAAAACCUACCGCCUUGAAGAAGGUCAUUCUAAAAGAACGGGAGGAGAGGAAACAGCGCCGCCUGAUGGAGGAGAGAGGUGAGACAGCGGAGGAGCCUGAAGAAGGAAGUGAUGAGGGAGAAGAGAGUGUCACAAACAACACCGAGGAGUGUGCGAGUUUGACACAAGAACCUGAAGAGCAGCCCAAUGUUCAUGAUCCAAACCUUAGUCAAGGAGAAGAAAAUGGUUCCUGCAGCUUCAACAAAGUUAAAAUCCACAGCAGGCGUUUCAGAGAUUACUGCAGUCAGAUGCUGAGCAGAGACGUGGAUGAUUGUGUGACAACUCUGCUGAAGGAACUGGUUCGAUUCCAGGACCGUCUGUACCAAAAGGACCCAAUGAAGGCUCGUAUGAAGCGUCGUAUCGUGAUGGGUCUGAGGGAGGUUCUGAAACACCUGAAACUCCGCAAGCUUAAAUGUGUCAUUAUUUCGCCAAAUUGUGAGCGAAUUGAAUCCAAAGGUGGUCUGGAUGAGGCGCUUCACAGCAUUAUUGACACGUGUCGGGAGCAGGAAGUGCCGUUUGUUUUCGCUCUAAAGAGGAAAACCUUGGGUCGCUGCGUUAACAAAGCUGUGCCUGUCAGUGUGGUGGGCAUUUUUAACUAUGAUGGUGCUCAGGACUUUUACCAUCAGAUGAUCGCAUUGUCGUCUGAGGCCAGGACAGCAUAUGAAGUGAUGUUGUCCAGUCUGGAGGCAGAGAUGGAGGAAAGCCCCCAGAAUAAGGAGACGGAGACCGAGAUAGUGGUUGGAUGCCAGGCUGAAGAGUUGGAGCUUCAGAUAAAGAGUCAAGAUGAGGAGGAGGACCUUCGUCCAAACAUCCCCAGUCUAGAGGAACCGGAGUACAUGAAACUUUGGAGGGAAAUGAUGAAGAAUCAUCGAGAGAUGUUGAGCUUGGACCAGAACUGUGAACAAAGUACAGAAGUUAAAGAAGAAAAUUCAUCUCUGCUAUAAAAUUAAUGGCAUUGGGGAAAAAAGGACUUCAAACACAUGGUGAAGUUGAUGUCAUAGAAAUGUACGAUAAUUAUCCAAUCAGUUAGGUGACCGAUACCAAGGUGAUGCCAAUCAUUUCGGGGGUUGCUGUGAUGACAGUGUGACAUCACAGGUUACAGUAUAUACACGGAGUCCUCGGUUUACGACUACCAUCUUCCAUAAAUGUAUUAAAAAAGUACAAAGUUAAAAUUUAUAUUUUACGUGGGACAUUGGACAUUGGUAGGCGAGUAGAGUGGAUAAAUACAUUGACACGUGGCGCUAUACCUGUAUGCCGUAGACGGCUUUGUUUACAUUUGCCUGUUGUACGCCAUACAUUCGAUUGUGCUACAUUCACAUUCUUUCGUUUUUGUUUUGUUUUUUGGAAACUUUUGCCCUUUAUUAUUGCUCCCAGGUGUAAGUCAGUGAGUGACAUAAGUACUGAUGUUUAGUAGGUAAAUUUGGACCUAAAAAUGGAGUUACACCGUAGGAAUGGAACUCCUAUGUAAGUGGAGGACUCCCUGUAUAUAUAUAUAUAUACACACACAGCUUCUAUGUCAGGUGCUUCUGCUGUGACCCUGAUACUGCUCUGGACUGCACUUCCUUUAUUAUCAAUGAAGUGAAGAUUCUCUUUGUCUAUGGUCAGUUCUGAUGUCAUUUAAAAAAUGUGAAGCACACAGUUGUCCAGAGCUGCAGCCUGUUUCUAUGAAACAUGUUUCUACACUUUGAAGAAAUGCUUUUAUUUGUCUAUAACAAUAAAAAUCAUUUCAUGUAUCAAAAAA
Molecule: messenger RNA, 3135 nt
Organism: Cynoglossus semilaevis (tongue sole)
Lineage: Eukaryota; Metazoa; Chordata; Actinopteri; Pleuronectiformes; Cynoglossidae
Product: selenocysteine insertion sequence-binding protein 2
Exons: 18
Coding region: 284-2338 (684 amino acids)
Biological process (GO): selenocysteine incorporation
Cellular component (GO): mitochondrion; ribonucleoprotein complex
Molecular function (GO): ribonucleoprotein complex binding; selenocysteine insertion sequence binding; mRNA 3'-UTR binding
Source: RefSeq, a predicted model, not a curated record